GUCGCUCAUGGCUUAUGCCCAAUCAGCUGCGAGCUUUAUGAUGACACCUUGGGAUUCCGCGAAGUAGUUUCUUUCAGAUAUAGGAACAGAACAGCAAACAGCGGCACAGAGUUGACGCACUUGUGAGGGAAGAAGAGAGUAUAGCCUAUCCUACGCAAAGUUUCCACGCUUUCUGGUGUUCUUGAAAUAAUAUUGAGAAUAGACACCUGGAUGCUUCGUGUGCGUGUAGACGCAAGAAGCGACACAAGCUAUUUUCCUUUAUCCUUCGCCGGGAACAUUAUUUCAUCCCAGUCACAUUGGGAAAAACACGUGUAGGCGUGAAACCACGUUUACUGGAGUCGUCUGUACCCCGAUGCCCAUAUGAUGAGCAUCCACACUGCGCCCUGAGUUUUGUUUUGAAGUAUUUGAGGCACUGGUGACUUCUACAGUUACAGCACAGUUUGUGUAACUACAAUGACGGACGUUGAAAUUGCUGCAAGGUCCUUGGAGUCGGUCUCAAACGGAUCGAGCUCUGACCGCACAGACAAACUAGCCGGCGAGGAGGGACCUGAGGAAAGUCAAGAGAGUCGGACUCUGUUAAUGGUCGCAAUGAUUCUGCUGGACCUAAAUCAGUGUAACCCGAGCGGAAUCAGCACCAAGCGUAUGGUGGACUGUGAUGCGGAGAAUCAAACCGGCGUAAAGGAAAACCGGGAGAAAUGCAGACAGAACGCGAGCAGGGUGAAAAGGACACGGAACUGUGACAGACUGCAUGUAUCAGCUGAGAAGAGACACUGUUGUCCCUAUGCUGGCUGUGGUAAAAUAUACGGCAAAUCGUCCCAUCUCAAGGCGCACUUCAGAGUACACACCGGUGAGAGGCCCUUUCAGUGUACCUGGUCAGGCUGCACCAAGAAAUUCUCCCGGUCAGAUGAACUGACACGACAUUUUCGUACACACACAGGGGAGAAGCGUUUCAUGUGCCCGCUCUGCGACAAAUGCUUCAUGCGAAGCGAUCACCUAACCAAGCACGCCCGUAGACACGCCGGCUUUCACCCCAAUAUGCUCCAGGGUCCCGCCGGACGAAGACGACACUCUUCAACAUCCACAUCGUCCUCUGGCUCCAGUGAUCACAUGUCUGCUGGUGUUUGAACAACUACGUGACCCCCACAUUUUGGAUGUCUCUCUUACCUGACACACCCAAUUCAGGUCUUAGAGCCUUUAUUAAUGAUUAAUGACAUCUAUGAACUAUCUAUCUGAUAUGAAAUCUAUCUAUUAUAUAAUAAUGAUAUCCAUUAACUGAUGAUAAAAGAUAUCAUCAGGUGGAGUCAUACAAAACAUCGUAAUGGAGUCUUACAAAAUAUGCUUGCAGGAGUACUCCAAGACAAAGACUGAAAAUGGGACUUCUCAAUGGAAUGGAGAGAAACUAUGCAUUUUUGGCAGAAAUAAUGUAAUAAAGUCCCAAGGGUUAUUUUUAAAAU
This is a messenger RNA of Rhinichthys klamathensis goyatoka, 1454 nucleotides long. RefSeq names its product Kruppel like factor 9 (gene klf9). The transcript is spliced from 2 exons. Gene Ontology annotation, biological process: regulation of transcription by RNA polymerase II. Bases 454 to 1125 code for a protein of 223 amino acids. The record is from RefSeq and is a predicted model, not a curated record. Lineage: Eukaryota; Metazoa; Chordata; Actinopteri; Cypriniformes; Leuciscidae. Gene Ontology annotation, molecular function: RNA polymerase II cis-regulatory region sequence-specific DNA binding; DNA-binding transcription factor activity, RNA polymerase II-specific.